Impatiens glandulifera is the source of this 1177-nucleotide messenger RNA. Its product is annotated as aspartic proteinase nepenthesin-1-like. The transcript has a single exon. The record is from RefSeq and is a predicted model, not a curated record. Gene Ontology annotation, biological process: proteolysis. NCBI's taxonomy places the organism in Eukaryota, Viridiplantae, Streptophyta, Magnoliopsida, Ericales, Balsaminaceae. Gene Ontology annotation, molecular function: aspartic-type endopeptidase activity. Gene Ontology annotation, cellular component: extracellular region. Bases 38 to 1153 code for a protein of 371 amino acids.
GAAUGCAAUUGCCCGACAAUCAAAAAGGUUUCUCACUAUGAAUAAUGCCGACGAAAGUAUUGGUUUUUAUGCCCCAAUCAAUGCCGGGGGAGGUGAGUUCCUCAUGAACUUCUCCAUUGGCACUCCGGUUAUGCCCAUCUCGGCUAUACUAGACACGGGAAGUGACUUGAUUUGGGUCGAUUGUGACCGCCAUCACUCUCCAUCUUUCAGCCCUAUCCGUUCCUCAACCGGUUCAAACAUUUCUUGUUAUAGCGAUGCAUGCAGCGAUUUGAACACGUUCAAGUGUCAAAACGAAGCAUGCACUUAUUUGUAUUCCUACGGCGAUGGAUCCUCCUCCGAAGGGUUCUUAGCUACGGAGACGUUCACUUUCGGUGGUCCCGUUUCAAUACCUAACGUCACGUUUGGUUGUGGUGUCAUCAACCAAGGCCCCGGACUCAGUCUUGGUUCGGGGUUAGUUGGACUAGGGCGCGGGCCUUUAUCACUCGUGUCACAAUUAGGUUUAACGAAAUUUUCCUAUUGCUUGAGUCCGAUAGGGGAGAAUAAAACUAGUAGCAUUGUGUUUGGUUCGUUAGCGGAAUGGAACUCGAGUACUAGAACCAAGUCAAACCAUAGUGCCACACCGUUGAUUCAGAAUUCAUUUCAAACGUCAUUUUAUUACGUAGGUCUAGAAGGAAUAACGGUUGGAGAAACCCUAUUGCCUAUACCUAAAGAGGUUUUUGAGGUAAAGGAAGAUGGGAGUGGUGGAAUGAUAGUUGAUUCGGGAACUACAUUGACUUAUUUACACGAGGAGGCUUUUAGGUUGUUGAAGAAGGAAUUUACGUCGCAAAUGAGACUUAGGGUUUCCACGAAGUCCGACACCACGGGGAUGGACUUGUGCUUUGACUUGCCCGGGAAAGAUAGGGACUUUGGGAUUAAUAACGAUGAUAAUAUCGAUAUUCCUAAGGUUAAGUUUCAUUUUAAGGGUAUGGAUUUGGAACUUCCAAGUGAGAAUUAUAUAGUUGGUGAUAUGAGCUUAGGUGUGGUGUGUUUGGCUAUGGCUGCAUCAAAUGGAAUGUCUAUCUUUGGUAAUAUUCAGCAACAAAAUUUCUUGGUUGUUCAUGAUUUGGAUCAAGAGUUGCUCUCUUUUGUACCAACUCAAUGUGAUCAAUUCUAAGUUAGAAUAAUAAAAAUUGAUCUU